Cantharellus anzutake is the source of this 1714-nucleotide messenger RNA. RefSeq lists its product as uncharacterized. The transcript has 16 exons. The record is from RefSeq and is a predicted model, not a curated record. Lineage: Eukaryota; Fungi; Basidiomycota; Agaricomycetes; Cantharellales; Hydnaceae. Bases 1 to 1269 code for a protein of 422 amino acids.
AUGGAUGGCCGCAGUUGCGCGCCCCCUCCAGGAGGCCCACCAUCGCCAGAGAUUCUAAGAAAUCUCGAGACAUGGCUUGCAUUCUCUGUAUUGGGUUUCGCACUUUCAGCAACGCUCAUUGGGGUUGUCACCGUCCAAACCUUUUUCUACUACAAACGCUUUCCAACCGACCAUCUUUUCUUGAAGAUUACGGUCAUUUUCUUGUGGCAAGUUUCUGCGAUGUACAAAGACCCGAGUGCGCUCAUGCUCAUUCCACACAUGUAUUUUAGGUUAUUACAACCACUUCAAGUAUUAUUGAUGGCGACCGACUUCUAUGCCUUCACAAUAUCUCCUGGUUCCGCAGUUAGCAAAAGAUUGAUCUGGGCUCAAAUAUUCCCGCAAUUCACGAACCUGGUAGCAGUUGUUGUGUCGCAAUCACUCUUCGUCUAUACCACCUUCCGUUGUCAGUGGUCAGUUCUUAACCACAUCUUCAUAUGUUCACAAGAAAUUUUGGCACGACCCUUGAUUUUGGACCGUCCCGAUUCUGUAGUGCUGCGAAACAUAUUCUUGCUGCUCGCUUUAGCUUUUCUAGUGUUAUUCGAGGCUGGUUGGGGGCUUUUUGUCGCCGUAUCAAUAUUACAACGCACAUAUCAAAACCCAAGUGAUCCGCUUUUCGCCUCACGAAUGUGGCAUAGUCGUAUAUUCGUUCUCUCGAAUGCUUUUUGUGAUGUUGUUGUUGCCGGUGCUCUUGCUUGGAGUAUCCAUCGACGAAGGAAUGGAGCCGUGAGCGAUAGCAUUUUGAGAGACAUCAUACUGUACGUUGCUUGUACAGGUAUAUCAACUGCGUCAGUAUCAAUUGUGCUAGCUGCAGGUAUUGUAGUCGCUUCACCGAGGGUCAUCCCAUUCAUUGGGCCAAGUGUUGGCGUUAUUUCAACCAUUGGAUUUCUUUCAAACCUUCACUCCCGUUCGCUUUUGUAUGAUGCCACGACUCAGAGAGGCGGGAUAAGUUUUCUUAUUUCCGUCACCCAUGACGUGCAGCAUGAGUCCGAUCGUGAAGGUCAACCUGAGCUCGAGCUGUGGUCAAGAGUUCCAAGGUUCGAUCAUGAAUACAAUGUGGAGGAAGCAAAAACAUUCAGUGAUAACCCCGCUUUCGAGCGACAGUCCAAAUGUAGGAGGCCAACCUCAAUGCCUGAACACGGGAAUUCUGGUGUAUCGGGGAUUGAAGAGGAGAUUGUAGAGGUUGAUCCUCAGCUUGGGUGUGAAAGGAUGACCAAAUGGUGUCAAUGGUAAUACCGAGCGGCUUGGUUGGCCCCUUAGGCACCAUCACUUAUGGCUUGCAAUUGUGAUUUUUUUUUCCUCUGGUGAACGCCCAAGGGAUUAGAUGGAGGCUGGAAUCAUGAUUGCGGAUUUUGACUUGUUGUCAUGUGUGUUAACGUUCGGUUCUCGUGUUUACUCUUCUCGCUAGCGUAGCCCGGUCACCAUGCACGACCUUGAGAUGACCCUGCGGCGAAUUUGGAGGUUACGGCUUUUUUAUGAGCUAGGGAUGCCUUCUGAGUAGUUGUGAUGCAAACAACACACUGAUCCAUAGGGAUUGGUCUAUUUUUACUUUUUUACUUUUCACGUUUUUACUCUUUUGUACAACGGACUCGCGCAGAAACGCGUAUAAUUUUUUCUCCCCCUCAGAUCUCUUCUAUGUCUUACACAUCAUAACCUUGCGUUUAACUUGUAAUCCCCU